This is a messenger RNA of Pogona vitticeps (central bearded dragon), 1086 nucleotides long. It is a transcript of the gene CLDN19, whose product is annotated as claudin 19. Gene Ontology annotation, molecular function: structural molecule activity. NCBI's taxonomy places the organism in Eukaryota, Metazoa, Chordata, Lepidosauria, Squamata, Agamidae. The record is from RefSeq and is a predicted model, not a curated record. Gene Ontology annotation, cellular component: bicellular tight junction; membrane.
GACUCCGGCGUCUCCCUCGCGGGGGUGGCCCUGGGAGCGCGGCCGCGCAGUUCCCGCUAUCGCCCGCCCCGUCCGCUCGCCCGCCCGCUCGCCCCGAUGGCCAGCGCGGGGUUGCAGCUAGUGGGCUACUUCCUCGCGCUGGCCGGCUGGAUCGGGACCAUCUGCGCCUCGGCGCUGCCCCAGUGGAAGCAGAGCUCCUACGCCGGCGACGCCAUCAUCACCGCCGUCGGGCUGUACGAGGGGCUCUGGAUGAGCUGCGCCUCGCAAAGCACCGGGCAGGUCCAGUGCAAACUCCACGAGUCGCUCCUCUCGCUCGACGUUCACAUCCAGACAUCCAGGGCUCUCAUGGUGGUCUCCAUCCUCUUGGGUUUUGUCGGCGUGGUCGUCAGCGUGAUCGGGAUGAAAUGCACCAAAGUUGGGGACGAGAAUCCUGUGGCCAAAAGCUGGAUUGCUGUCUUGGGCGGCGUCUUCUUCCUCUUGGCUGGUUUAUGCACAAUGACGGCGGUUUCGUGGUACGCUGCACGAGUGACAUAUGAGUUCUUCAAUCCUAGCACUCCAGUGAAUGCAAGAUAUGAAUUUGGACCGGCCCUCUUUGUAGGCUGGUCGGCAGCUAGUCUGAUCCUGCUGGGAGGCGCCUUCCUCUCUUGCUCCUGCCCAAAGCCAGAAGAAAGGGGACAGCAGUACUACCGGCAGUCACAGCCUUCGACUGCCAGAGAACCAACUGUAAAAAGGGGAGAGCAGAGCGUAUAAAGUCUUCAAGGACACAAGGCUGAGCUUUUCCCAGUCAAGAGACAAAAUGACUCUUAAGCCCAGCCAGGAUGUAAAAACGGUUCCCUGAGAUUUCCUCCCUCUGGUGGGAAACCGACCGACCCAAAACAAGCAAACCAAGCACCCCAAUGUCUGAAAAAUUAUCACUGAGAAUGAGCGGUGAUCUCUACCCCUCUGUGGUAUAAAUGCUGCCUUAACUUUUUUUGCGUGGUGCUGUCUUUUUACUGCUUCGAAUUCCAAAAACAAAGCCACCAAGUGGCAACUCCUUUGUGUCUACUUGUUUGUACUAAAAAUCAGUCUCAUUAAAAUAUUUUUAUC